Messenger RNA from Priapulus caudatus, 4205 nucleotides. RefSeq lists its product as uncharacterized. Gene Ontology annotation, molecular function: phosphatidylinositol-3-phosphate binding. NCBI's taxonomy places the organism in Eukaryota, Metazoa, Priapulida, Priapulimorpha, Priapulimorphida, Priapulidae. Gene Ontology annotation, cellular component: centrosome; lysosomal membrane; midbody. The record is from RefSeq and is a predicted model, not a curated record. Gene Ontology annotation, biological process: regulation of cytokinesis; double-strand break repair via homologous recombination; mitotic cytokinesis. The transcript has 15 exons. The coding region runs from base 51 to 4205 and encodes 1384 amino acids.
GUUUAUGAUGCAGGCGGUUGAUUUCAUUUCCUUAGUUUGAACCAAGAAGAAUGAAGCUGAGUGUCACUGCUAGAGACCAAACCUGUUGUCUUGUUCACCAUUUUGGACAAGAAGAAGAGGAAUCUCAAAGACAGUUAUUUGUGGAAUUGGUACGCAACCUCUACCUAGGUCAGUGGGAGAUUGCCUCUGCUUGCCAUGAGCACCUAUGUAAGCAGAGAAAACAUCACGGUAAGAGUGUUCACCUUCAAACACUCUUGUGUGACCACUGUGUAAAGAUUCCUCAAGCAUAUAGCAGUACAACAGGCAGAAGCACGAUUUCACCUAAUGAAGGCAACUCUCUUGGAAUAAGCAUUGGAUCAAGAUCAGUACCAUCACCACACCACCUAUCAUGGCUGUGCUUGAUGAAUCUAAAGAAAACUGGGUUCGAGAUGACUCAAUAUGGGGAUGCAGUGCAGUUCAGGCUAAUGCUGGAGCAGACACAUGAGUGUGAGCCAUCUGCUGCAAUCAUCAAGGAAAUUUAUGACUGCUACUCCUCAUUUCAUGGAGUUUCUGCUGCUACAAAUGCAUCACCUUCUAGAUUGUCCGAGGAAUCUCUGAGUUUGAUCGAGAGGAUUAUCGACCGUGAUAUCAUCUUAGGCCAUCAAAUUAUAUGUCGACUGACAGCUCAACAAACUCAGGUGGUGCACAACGCAGCGCUGCAGCACGUUUAUCUGCGGUGCAUGCGGCGCCAUCUGGCGCUCAUCAAUCGCGCGCAGACUGGCAUCUCGGGCGACAGCGCCGCUGUGAACCCAUCUUUCUCGUUCGUCUGCAAGUUGUUGUCGUUGCUGAACGCGGAGGUUGCUAGGAGCUGUUCGGAGCCGGUGUGUGAGUUAUUCGAGGAGGUGCUCGAUGCGACGGAGCGCGUGGGCGAGAGCUCGCUCGCGCACCGGCCAAUCGCCGAUGAUGUGUGCGCGGCGCUGCUGCGCGUUGAUGACUCAUUCCUCGUCGAUGAAUACCUGAAGUUGGAGGACGAGCGAUUCGGACGGUGUCCACCGCAGCGUGCGCGAACCACGACGGAGCUCACACGGCGAAGCAGCGGUGAAGAUAACCCUAACGUUGCAUCUGCGUCGCUGGUGUCGUGGCGGGAAAUCUUUCUGUCCUGUCUGCGAGGAAAGACGCAUUUCUUAGAGGAUGUAUUGUUGAACUGUCUGGAAAGUGUGCUGCGACAUGACUAUGAAGCAUUGAGGCACCUCCUGGCACCUCCUGCAUUUUCAAGACUGCGCCCUCUGGUGGUGUUACUAUCGUGGAGGAUGUGCGAUGACGUGUCGAACUUGACCAAGCUCAUAAAAACAAUAUGGCCACCAGAUGAGACACCUCCCUUGACAGAUGCAUCAUUGCAGAGAGGCGUUGACCGACUGUCCAAUGAGCUGGAAGUUAUCAACUGGUGCAUGUCAAAAAUACGUACAAGCAAGCUUCCAGUGGCUACAGAUACUUACCAGAGGGCACAAAAUCUACUGCACUGCAUGGAAGAUAAUUCAGUACUAUACGUCCUGCAUUACAUGGGCAUGAUAGGAAGAGUUCCACAUCGAGACAUAUACGAGCUAUUGAGAGAAAAACGGGCGUCUGUGACCAUGGCUGAGGCUGAUGCUGGUGUUAGUAUCUAUUCUGCAUUCUGUGCUGUGCAAGCUGUCAUGGAUGCCAUCUUUCAUAGCACUGCCAUCGAACACAAGAUUCAAGCAGAGUUUAGAAGGUCACGCCGCAAUAGUGAAAACUGCAAAUCGGACCUAUGCAAAUCGGUCAGCCACGAAUCGCAAGAUUGCGAGAGAACGAGGUCAGCUUGUGUCGGCAUUGAUACAUCGGGGUCAAAGGUCAGAUAUGAUGAGAUGGAUAUGCAGGCGCAAGCACGUGACGAAUACCAGCAGCUUUAUACAAAACAUGUGAUGAUGGCACUGCAGUGUGCAAGGAGUGCCAUCACAGCUGUGAAUCCUCUGGCAUACAGGAGGGUUCAUUCCCAGUUUUCCAGACUGGAGACCCUGGAAAACAUCUUCUCCCUGCUGUUUGUGCGCUACAAGGACCUGCACGACAGCGUGCUGCCACCUGGCGAUGCUACCGAGGAGGGGGGUAACGGCGACGAGGAGAGGUCGCGGCGGAGCUUCGAGACGAGUCUCGACAGCAUCGUGUUCGAGCAGCAUCUGUCGGUGAGCGAGAAACAAGUGGCGCCGGCGACGCUCACCGUGGAGCAGCACAGUCAAGCGAAUUCGAGCGACUCGACGGGCGAACACACGGCAACGACGUCAGCGGACGUCCAUGCGGGCCCCGGCGGCGGCGGUGGCGCCACCGACCAAUGCUUCCUGCCACUGAACGACGAGCGCAGUUCUGAGGGUGACUGCCAGGGGGCGCCCUACGUUGGUUACUCGAGUUCGCGCAGUGUGAGCAGUUUGAACGGGUACAGUACGGGAUUCCUAUGCAACGCGCUACUCGCACGCGAUCUGCUGCACCUGCUCAAGGACUGCGUUGACGAGCUCAAGGUCACAGAAACGACACGGUCGCAGCAGCCAGCGCCAUCUAGACCGUCGGAGCGGGAGCGGCCACAGGCACCUACUAAGCCAGAGUUAGUUACAGACUCAGAGAGGGCGCCACCGCAGGAACCUAAUGAACCGGCGUUUGUUACAUACUCAGAGAGGGCGCCACUGCAGGAACCGAAUGAACCAGCGUUCGUUACACACUCAGAGAGGGCGCCACCACAGGAACCUAAUGAACCGGCAUUAGUUACACACUCAGAGGGGGCGCCACCGCAGAUGCCUUCUGAAUCAGCAUUAGAUGCAGGCAUGAAGACAGCCUCACGUGAUGUUAUCAGUCCAACCUUGAGCACUCCUCUAAAAGACUCGACCCUUCAGGCACGUCUCAGCUGUCUCAGUCGACUCGUGAGCGAGGCGCUGUGGCGGUACCGUCUCGUGACGGACUCGGGCAUCCCGGACGCUGUCGGCGUCAUCAGCAUCUCAGAGCCGCGUCUCGAGCGGAGCGAUGAUGGGGAGGAGGAUGAGGAGGCUGAGGAGUGGACGAAGCCCAGAUACCGUCGCCGCCACAAACACGCAGGUGUGAUAAAUGCACACUCCAGCAGCAGUGCCUCAAAAAGUGCUUCACAAGAUGGCGAGAGUCAGAGUGGAGGACAAGAUGGUGGCAGACGCACACGCAGAAAGUCUUUGCGGAGGCAAAGAGGGAGCCAUCGUAAUCUCCAACCGAGGAACAGCAUCGUGUCCGAGAUGCUCGCUUCACGCGAAACUCUGCUCAAUGUGUGCUUGCUCAAAGGAAACUACCUGCAGGCCAAGCAGGUGAUCAAGAUGUGUGACAUGGAUGAACAUCCUGCAGUAUAUGAGGUAGGUUUCCUAGAACACCAAGAGAUGGCAGCACGAAAGAUAAUGAAUGCAGAGAUGCGCCACAAGGCUACACAAUUACAGGGAGAUAAUUAUUCAGGCAAGGAUAGCGUGAGUAGCAUAGCCCGCGUCGCCGCGUCAGGACUGGCCGUCACGCUCAUCUCCCGCGUUGCCGAAGAGCUGCUCCACCACAGCACCCCGUGCGUCUCGCUGACGCACCACCAGGCGGCAGCACUGCUCAGCCUGGGCGUGUUCCGCGCGGGCGAGGAGCCGGCGAUGGUCGUCGCUGACCUGGGCGUCGCCAGCAGCGGCACGCACGACGGCUCGCUGCGUCUGCUCGACCUCGCCACACGCAAACUGUCCGCCGCCGGCAGCCUGCAGACGAGCGGGGGAGGCGGCGGCGGCAACGCCACCUUCUCGGGAUUCCUUGCGCGUCUGGUCGCGCUCGGUGGCGCCCUCGACGGGCGGCGGAGCGUCGCGCACGCGCUCACCUGCGGCACGUUCUCGCCGCACGCCGAGAUGCGCCGCCACCAGGUGGCGGUCGUCGACGGGCUGCAGCAGUGGGGUCGUGCGGCGCUGGCGUGCCUGCAUCGCGGCGUGGCGACGCGGCGGGGCGGUGAACCCAGCGAUGACGCGAGAUCACUGCAGAGACCUGGCAAACAGCUGUUCAGGCGAUUCCGGAGGACGAGACAUCAGGCAAGAGAUAGUAUUCAUGAUAUAGUGCGCAGGUGCAGCUAUGGUAGUAGUGGUUGCGGCAAUGUCAGUAGUAAUUCUAGCAGGAACACAGGUAUAGCUAUAGCAGUAGCUGUAGUGGCAACGUCAGUGGUAGUACUAGCAGUGAUAUGGGUGUAG